Megachile rotundata (alfalfa leafcutting bee) is the source of this 5608-nucleotide messenger RNA. RefSeq lists its product as uncharacterized. The record is from RefSeq and is a predicted model, not a curated record. NCBI's taxonomy places the organism in Eukaryota, Metazoa, Arthropoda, Insecta, Hymenoptera, Megachilidae.
GGCGGAGCUCUGAAAGCGGAUGUCAAAAGGACGAUACCCGUCAGACACCACGGUCUCUAGUGUGAUAUGACUAUACCAAAAACGUGAACGUAAAUGAUCCCAUGGUCUGUCACGAUGCGGUCGGCACUAAUCAUGAAUUGUGUCGUAGCGAUGGGGCUGUUCACCUGUAUCGAUGCGAUCACCGUAUCGAUUGACCGAUCUGAUAAUAAACCGUCACCAACGCGGUCAUCAAUGAUCGCAAACGGCUGGCGGCCCCUAACCAACGGCUACGAAGAGACAAUCGGCACAAACGUCUCUCCUUCGAGCAAUCUGGAGCGAAACGGGCCGUUGCACCCCGUUAUGGGCAAACUACAAGAGCACAUGGCGUCAUCCGAGAAGCUGAAACCGCAACGGAAGGGCAAACCGUCCCAUCACGACUACAAUCCGCCAAGUAUACUAGGCAGCUUCACGGUGCUGGGUCAUUCGGCGGCGAAGGCACGCGGCGAAAUACCGAGCCACAGUCACGCGAAUAAACACAUCGCUUCGGAGACCCGCGAGUACACGUUCCUGAUCCCUCCACCUAAGGACGCGUACCGCUUCGACUUGGACCACCAUAGAAAGCCGAUUUUACGGGACAACUCGGCAUACCUGCGUCAGCCACAAUUCGGUCCUCCGAGCCACCAGCCGCCCGAUCCUAUAAAAGCGGCUACCUAUUUUAUUAAGAGUUAUACGUCGACGACGAACACCCCAGCGCCGCCUACGUCGUCCACGAAGAACAGACACUACGCGGAGCCGUAUGUGCCCCAGCUGCUUCAGCCUCCAAGGUACCAGGUGAAGCCGUUCGAGUCCCUGAAGGUGAACAACAACGCCAAGCCGUACUUCCAGCCACCUGGCACCGGGCUGCCCGGCGACUUCGGCAAGGAUAAACGGCUUAGCGACUUUGACCGACCCUUCGACAAAUUCCAGCCGCCGAACGACCACCUGAUCAAUCCCGCGGGGACGGGAAACUUCUUCAGCCAAGUGAACCAUCCGCCUCAUCCCUAUAAGACGUCCUUCGAGAGGGACCCAGCCUUCUUAGUGCACGAGAGCCACGAGAUCAGUUAUAUAACACCACCGUCCGUCUACAACGGCUUCAAUUUCAGACCCUCUUUGCCUUACGAGACUCUGCUGCCACCCGACGUGUACAGCUCCUCGACUCCGUCGCCCACCACACCUCGGGAACGCAACAAAUACGAGCAAUCAGCGGAGCUGACUUCGGGACAGGAUUACAAACGACCUGGACAAGGUAGCACGGUUAAACAGGUCGAUAAUGUGGGUCAUAGCGAGCUGCUGCCUACAGCUGGGGUGGGGAACACUUAUUACGUGUCGGAACAUCAGGACCUGACACCUCCGCCUGCCUCCUGGCCAGCGCCGAAGAGUAAAUACACUUCGGACAUUAACGAAGUGCUACCUAGGGUUAAUCCUCCGUCCAAGUUCAAUCAGGAGCCGGUUUCCAAUCAGAUUCCUCAGGUUCCCAAGGUGGUGUACAUCAAGCCCCAGGCUCAGGCGCCUCAGUUCUCCGGGUCGGUGCUGCCGAUUGAUAUCCGGCCGGAGAACAGCGAGCCGGAGUACGAGACCCCGGAGAGCAUAUCGUUGAAGCAUUUUAACGAGCAGCAGUACUUGAUUCAGCAACAACUGCUGCAAAGGGAUAGGCAGAGGCUGGCGGAGCAGGAGAGGCAACAACAGCUGGAGAUCGAGAAACAGCAACAGGAGGAGCUGAAGAAGAGGCAGGAAGAGCUGAGACAGCUGCUGGAACAGCAGAAGGAGGAGGAGGAGGCCAGAUUGGCUGUCGAAUCCGUGAAGAAUCAAUCCCAGCAACUGACUAAAGUCACGGAGGAGCAGACUCCUUAUUCGAUCCAGCUGACAGAAUACGAAAUCCCGAAGGUAACCACGGAUCCGACCGCGGUGAUUACCGAACAGACCCGACUUGGAGAGCUGCCAAAGAUUCAACAGUCUCAGGUAACCCAGCCCGAUUACACGAUCCCGUCGAGUCCCCCGUCGCCGACUCAGCAUUAUCAGGAUCAAUUAAGAAAUCAACCGGAACAGGUCAAUUAUCGAGAGCCUCCAACAGAUUUGCGACCCCAGAGGCCGCACAAGCCGCUACGCGAUCAAUAUAGGCGGAGAAAGCCGAGUACCGUUGCAUAUGAACCUACGCCGACGGAAGCUCCCAUCCAACUUCCGGAGACCUCUGUCCCGGUAACCCUGCACGCUGAAGAGGUGCCUAUUCAGACGACCGCCGCGUUGGAGACGACGACACCGCCCGCGAUUGUCACGCAGAAGCCGAGAACUCGAAGACCUGGGGCACCUUUGCGUCGAAGACGUCCGACUACCACCACUCCGGAGCCUGCGACUGCGGCUGAAGACUUCUUCAAGUAUGAUAGGCCUGAAGAUACUAGGCAGCAAGUGGAUACUAGACAGCAGGACGUUAGACAGCAGGUGGACAUCAGACAACAGUUGGACACCAGACAACAGUUGGAUACUAGACAGCAGUUAGACACCAGGCAGCAACAAGACACUAGGCAUCAACCAGACACCAGACAACAGUUAGAUACAACUCGAAGGAGACGUCCAAAGCCCACCCAGGCAACCUAUGAGGAGUCAGUGACCGAGAAGAAGGCUAACAUCAGAAAGCGACCUGGUCACCGCAACAGGGUGAACCCUGGCGAACCCUUCGAGGCUGAGAUCGUGACAGAGGUCGUGCACACUCCGCUGAACACCUACAGCAGUCCAACACAGUCGGUCCAACAAAAUUAUGACUACAACCAGUACGUGACUAAUCAGCCCACCGGGCAACAGUUCGAUUACACCUCGCAGAAGUUCCUGCAAGUGGACGACCAACCCGAGGACACCACGCAGGCCAUACCUCUGGAGUACUACACCGAAUCAACAAGAACGAACGUGGAGGAGGCUGGUAACAGCGAGAGCUACAACCAGAAUGCUGGUCUGGUGACUAAUAUACCGUUGGAGGAUUUGUUCCUGAAGACAGAGGGUAAUUAUUUUGAUAGAGCCACGGUAUCCACAAGCGUGUCGAGUUUCGAAACCACGACCGCCUCGACGACGACGUCAACGGAGCCGCCGACGACCGAGGCUCCCCAGAUUAGCACCUCGACGACCCGGUCAGUGAAGAUCAGACCUAUGCGGUACGGAAACACCACGAGGCCCAGAUUCAGCAUCAAGGACUACAAGAGCAGGCUGGAUUACAAGAGCAGGUUGUCCAGCACGGAGGCUUCUUCUACGACAGCGCCGCACACCAAGCAGAGAGGCAGCAGUGUUAAGUACCAGCCACAAAAUGGCGACAGGGAGACUCCGGGCAGGUACAAGUACAUGUCGCGAGCUAGCUACAGGUCUACAACGCCGAGUCCCGUGACGAGGGAGGAAGCUGUGGAAGACGUUGUUUCCUCCACCACGGAGAAGAGUCGCUUCGUGCCGAAGAGGAGACCCAUAAGCGCCAACGUGUACAGGAGCAGAAUAUCCGGCACGUCGAGCAGCCCUAAAUACGACAGCGACGUUCAGAAACCCAGCACCGCCAGACCGGAGAACGUGUUCUCCUCGUCGGUCCGGAGACGACCCACCAUGAAGAGCAGACUGGCGACGCAGAGGGAGAGCUCGACGGUGGCGUACCACUCGCGGAAGGAAACGGAAGCCACGGAAAUGGCGGCCGAAGAGACCAGUUUCUACUCGUCCGUCACCACGACGGGCACCACUCGAGUGGCCGCUAACGAGAUUCCGAUCGAAAAGGAGGAACCUGUCGCCACCGAGGUCCCUGAGAGGAAUGUGAACGAAAGUGAAACCCGGACCAGUUUGCACGAGGAAAAUGAGCAUCCGGAACCGGUUAUAAGCACGACCAAAAGCGGGGACGAGAAAGAGGUCGUCACCGAGCAAUAUUCGUCGACCGAACAGACCACCCUGCCGAGCGAGAAUAAAGAGACAAGCACGUUCGAGAUCCCGUCCGACGAGGAGGAGCUGUUCGCCAAAGCGUCCCAGAGCGUGGCGGAUCUAACCAGCUCCGCGUCGGCUUUGUACGACAAGCCGGGAAUGUUCAAAGCUGUCUCCCCGGAGAGUAGAGUGGCAGUCAACCACUUCAAGAUACCCACCGACGAACCCACUCUGCCGAUCGAAGCCUUCUUCCAGGAAUUGUCGAAGAAAAGCUAAGAACCGGCUGAUGAAGCUAAUUUGAUUUCCUUACCUGUGGAACUGCCUCUUCGGGAAAUAGAUGGAAAUAUGCCUGCGGAGCAGUCCGGUUUUUGUAUCUUCUUUUUGUUCUUUCGAUUUAUGGAUUUUAUGGUGUAUAUAGUGAUCGGGUCAUUUCUUGAGUCUUGCUUCUACUUAUUUUUUAUUUAGGCGGGAAACUUGGUUUUUGAGUUGAUGUGGAAUUUUGGGGAUCUGAUUUUUUGGAGCUGAGUGAUUUUGGGGACAUUUUUAAUUUCUUUUUUUUUGGAAGAGUAGCGGAUUUUGGUGAUGUGAUUGAGCUUUGUACAUCUUAAAAAUUUAAUAACAAUUUUUUUAUUUUUGAUAUUUGAUCAUUUUUUGCUAGUUUCAGUUCCUUGAACAAUUUUUAUUAUCUUAGCAAUCAGACAUGUUCGUCAUCUAAAUAUUAAACAAAUUUUUAAAAUGGUUUAAUAUUUUAAACAAUAUUAAUAUAUUAAACAAAUUUUUGAAAUUGUUUAAUAUUUUCUAAAUUUUUAAAAAUUCAAGACUCUCGAAAUGACCUGACAGUUAAAAGGAUGAGAAGAACGUACCAAAAAAUCUAAAAAAUCGUUGUAAAACAACAAUGAUAAAAAAAAUGAUACGUGCAAUAAUUAUGAAAAUAUUGAUAUUUUCCUGCGAUGUUCGUUUUACCAUUUUGAACAGCUUGACAGGGAAUUAAGAUACCAAAUGCAUGCAAUUAAAAUUAUCUUCAUGCUAUCUUAGAUGUAUCUAACGAAUUUAAUUUAUUUGAAACGCGCGUACACUGAAUCGUUCGAUCGAAAAGCAUCUAUUAUUUUCAGAUCGAUUGGUGCUAGAAGAAAAAAAAAUAAUGGAUGUCUUUUUUGUAAAUAUAAGUAUUCCAGAGUAUUUAUCUUGAUCGAGUAGAUAAAUUCUCUCGAUUUAAAGCGUUAUUUAAUGAUCGUAAUGGAUACACCUUGAAAAAUAUUAAAAAUUUGAGACAUCUUUUUGAUACGAACUUCGUUAAUUCUUAUAAAAUUUGUAUAAAUUUGUAUUCAAAAUUUUAAGAAGUUAUUCCUAUAACAUAGUGUAUAGUCUUAUAAUAAUCUUUUUUCAAAGUAAAAAUUGUGAACGGAAAAAAAAAUUUUAUAUUUUUAUAAAAAAAUUCAUAAAUACUAACGUAUUUAAAAAAUCUAUUUAAUGGUUGAAUUAUGUCGUUUGACUAAAAUGCAAUAAUCUACGAGGGCCAUUAAAUCUUUGCUGUCGAUAUCAGGCAUCGUCGACGAUUUUCAGCGCCAUUUUCCUCGAAAACGAUAUCAAAAAUUCAUUUCAAUGAAUGAAGGAUUAUGGAGAGUAUAUUUAUGUUCGUGUAUCCGUACGUGUAAGUAGUAAAUAUCGAUUAUGCUCGGUGCAUCGUGUUAUUUAUAUUGAUUAAGCAAAACCA